This is a messenger RNA of Porites lobata, 14178 nucleotides long. NCBI's taxonomy places the organism in Eukaryota, Metazoa, Cnidaria, Anthozoa, Scleractinia, Poritidae. The record is from the annotation of a GenBank genome assembly.
AUGCGAGACGAUGGACACUGGUGGUAUGACCAAAAUGUUGGAGUAGGAACAACAACUGAUCCGUCGGUCAAUGCUGACAUGAUCUCGCCAGCUUUUUGGUUGGUCAGCGGUAGAGAGUUUAAAAUCACGCGCAGUGAUGACUCCAGUCAUGCGCCACUAUUGCAGACCACAGGGAACUGUUUGGGAGGACAAACAUUUCGAUCAAAAAUAACAAGUUAUGGUGUCUUCAGAUAUCGCAAGGUUUGGUCCAGUUACAGGUGCCUGGGAAACUGCACCGUGAAAUAUGGCGGUCAGUACAAGACAACAGAGGGGUUUAAACAGGCUGAGUGUAAUGGCAGUCUCGCCACCAGCAACAAGAUCAGCUUUUGGUGUCACUAUAGCAAAGAUGCAUCAGUAAUGAUGAUUGGUUCUGGAGGAAAAGGCUGUGAACGUGCUGAUCACGGGAUUGGAAUAACAGAAGCAAACCACGCUUCUUUUGAAGCACAAGGAUGGGCAGGGGAAUAUGACUUUGGAAACGACGCUGAAGAUUGGUUCGGGUAUCCAACUGAUGCUUAUUCAUUAAACUUGUGGAUCCGUUGAUUGAAAGAGGUCGUAUGAUAACUCAUGCAGGCAUGUUUAACGUUAUAUACAAUCUUUCUUGUUCAAGGCAGUAGAGAACAUAAGCAUAACUGUAUUUAAACCUUAUGAAAUUUAUAGCUUUAAUUUUAGUUUGAAAACAAUUAGUCCGCUUAAAAAUCAACGCACAUAAAAAAUUAACAAAAACAUGAACAGCAUCAAAAUUGAAGAACGCUUCGUUGACUAACAAUUUUUCUGAGAUGUCUCCAUUUUAUACAGUUAAACGUAUCAACAUUAGCUGACUCUCUUCAAGAGAGGAUAAAGCUCUCUUGGUCUUCUUAUAUAGUGAGAUAUGAAAGGUGGUCUAAAUUUCAGUUGUUAUUAUGUGAACAGUUUGGGGUGAUGCUCGAUGUAUAAGUGUAUAAGAACUGUCUUCUUGCAUACUAAUUCGGUAUAGGUUUACUAAUGAGGGUCUCUCUACUACAAUAGGCACAAUAGACUUGCCUAGACUUGCCCGGUCAGUAACUUGAGCCGGCUUUGAACGUCUAUUAAAAGAGAAAUAGGAAUAAGAAAGCGGUCACCUAUCAAGGCGAGAAACGGCUUCCUAUAUCUUAUUUAUUGCUAAAACUCGGGAAAAUAUAAACAAAACACAUACACAAAGUAGAACUGAAAACUCUCUAUUUCAAUUUUGUCUGAGGUUUUCUCCUAUCUAUCUCGAGGAAAUGAAAAACUAUUAUAGUCUCAGCGUUUCACGCACCGUUAGUCAGUUAAUUAUACGAGUUCGCAAGCCCAAAAUUUGCAUACAAAUUAGUUCUGCAGUAAAAACCCCAAGGGAGCAUCUUGACGUAUUGAAAGAACUUAACAAGGAUCAAUUGAAACAAGUAACUAAUAGUUGCUAGCAAUAAAACCAGACACGUUUCUUAAGACACAAGAAAUCAACUUUAUUACCCUUUAUUGAAAUAAUUGCAAAAAGAUUAGAUUACAGAUUCUAUUAAAAUAGUCAAAGAAAGCAAGCCAUCCUUUUUUUUUACACUGCGCACAAUGUUUUACUUACCCGUCUCCCUUUUCAUUUCUAUUUCCCUCCUCCUCCUCCACAAUUUUAUUAUUUCCCUCCUCGAAUUUUUUUAUUCCCUCCUCAAUUUUUUUUGCUAUUCCCUCCUCCACAAUUUCAUUAUUUUCCCUCCUCCUCCUCCUCCUCAAUUUUAUUAUUCUUGGUUUGCACGUGACGUCACCAAAAAUCAAACUAAGAAACUAUCGAUUUUUCUGAGUUUCUACUUUCACCAGGUAUUACAGUAACUAAACACCUUUGCAUAAACAAAUUUUUGGUUCGAAAGGGUUCUUCGUUUUGCGAGAGAGGACGCUUGAAUUUCCAGGCUUUUGCGUGACGCGGCAUUUAGCUGGCGGCCGGGAAAGCUCUUAUGUGGGUUAACAACAUUACCGAUUUUGGGAGAUUUUGUAAUCUAAACAUUCCUUACAUACAUACAUAACCUUUAUUAAAGUGUCUUGUCGCUCUAGUGCCUAUUGGCACUAAUUGGGGACACCUUUAAAACUAAAUUACAUCAUUAAUAGAAACUAAUUAAGUACUAUAAAAGCCGGAAAUUGACACUAUUCAAGCUAAGUGCUCUUUUACACUCUAAAAACUAAGUUCUAGAUUUAACACUUCGAAGCUAAGUUCGAAAAUUUACAAUAUAAAAACUAAAUGCGUAUAUUAGCUCGGACACUAAAAUGAAUAAGUAAAUAUGCGUACGUCCUCUUAAUCUAAGCAUAAGCGGCAUUCACUCCCACAUCCCUCAAGAAAUGAUGUUACAUCCUUCUUACGUAUCAUUGUCCUAAAAGUUGCCAAAGUUGCAAUAUUUCUCUCCUCCUUGCUUAGUUUAGACCAUAAUUGUGGUCCGAGAAAUCUGAGAGAAUGUUUUCCAUGAGUAACAGUUUUAAACCGAGGUAAGACAAAAUCUGCAUUUCUUAGGUUAUAUCUCUUACUAUUAAUAUUCUCCUCGUUGAUAUUAAAAAUAUCCGCAAUUUGGUUCACUGUUAAUUUGUUUUUUACUUUAAACAUCAAAAUGAGUAUAUCCUGCAACCUCCUAUUUUGUAAAGUAGUCAACUUAGCUCUUUUCAGCAAGGUGUCAUAACUUUCGGUAGUAGUAUUAUACACUAAUCUUAAGGCUCUUUCUUGUAGACGCUCCAAUUUACGACAAUCAGAUGCCGUGCAAAAAUGCCACACUAGGUGGCAAUAAGUAAGGUGUGGCAUAAUAGCUGAUUUGUACAAAAGUAACUUGGCAUUUACUGGCAUAAGAUUUUUAAGCCUUCUUAAUAUUCCGAUCAUCCCGCCAACUUUCUUACACACACUACGUAUAUGAUCUCUAAAGUUUAGGUUUUCAUCUAGGUUUACACCUAGGAUCUUGAUGGAUUGUGACUGUUCGACUUUUUCGCCACAUAUAUCCAGAUCAACGUUCCUUUCUCCUUUUGGAUUUCCCAAAACCAUGGCUUGAUAUUUAUCGCAAUUGACUUUUAAAAGAUUAUCUUGAUACCAUUUAGUCAUCCUCUCCCAUUGUCCACCAGUAUCUUCUCCACGCUUUUGGUUGUUUCGUUUGCUACAAAGACCUGAUGGUCAUCCGCAUACAUCGAGACAUUGGCAUCUGAUAUUAUGCUAGGCAUAUCGUUCUGGAAAAUAUUCCACAUGAGUGGUCCAAACGUACUUCCCUGUGGACAUCCUCUCUUCACCACAACCCAGUCACUUGUUACAGAACCUAUCCUUACUCUGUUCUUUCUUCCCUGAAAAUAUGAUCGUAUGAGCUGUAUGGCUUUAUCGGAGAAAUUGUAGGCUUGCAGUUUAUUUAUGAGCAACUGAGGGCUCAGAGAGUCAAAAGCCUUGCUCAUAUCCGAAGACAAUAUGCCGACAAUUUUCUUGCUGUCUAGUUCAGCUCUCCAUGUUUCGGUCAGCCUAAUCAGCGUGGUCUCACAGCUAUUCUUUUGCACGAUAGGCAGUGAUAGCAUCACUGAGUCUAUCAUCCAUAAACUUACUGACUUGUUGGCCCAGCAAUACUUCAUAGACUUUAUUCACGCAUGGCAACACCGUGAUAGGUCUAUAGUUUAUAUCCCUUUGUUUGUCAUCCUUCUUAUGUACCGGUAUCCAUUCUCCGCGCUUAAGCUCUGCUAUCCAUUCUCCAUUUCUAAUCGAUUGGUUAAAAAUCACAGUAAGAGAUGGAGCUAACUCAGUGGCACCUACUUUAAGGAUCUUAGGGUCCAUCCCGUCAUAUCCCCUUGACUUAUUGGGGUUUAGGUCGUUCAUGACUUUUCGUAAUUCUUCACAGGUAAUUUCGUUAAAUUCAAAGUGGUUUACUUGUAGAUCUCUCUUAUUGAGAUAAGUCGAUAUAUUGAGAAGAGAGUUGUGAUUCAUGAAAUCACUUUCCGCACAGUCAUUUACGUGGUCCCCCAAUUCCAUCAGCCAUUGUAGAGAAAAAAUUAGCAAAGUGGUUAGCUACUUUGGUUUGAUCCCCUUCCAACACAUCAUUAACUUUCAAGCAGAUAUUACCGCUGCUUCCCUGUUUGUUCAUGAAAUCAGUGAAUGGUCUAAACGUUCUGUAGAACUUUCUUGGAUCAGACUUGACAUUAUCUGAUACUUUUUUUCCAAUACUGCCUGAUUGCUUUUCUUCUUUCCUUGGUGGCCUCAUUGCGCCACUUCCUCUUCAAUUCAAAAUUCUCUGGUGUGGGAUGUUUACUGAAUUUUUUUUUGAGAAGCGUCUUUUUAGCUUUAAUUGCAUUUUUCCACUCUCUCGUCAUGUAUGGUACAUUAUGUGCCCUCACUUUCAUGUCCCUGGUAGGUACAUGAUCAUCAACGAUCUUAUUUAGCAAUGCCUCCCAAUACUCGUACUGUUCAUCAACGGAUUCGAAACUCUCACCCACCUGCCAAGGGGCCAUUUUCAGAUCUUCUUUGAACUUCUCUUCAUUAAAGUUCUUAUAGCUACGCACCCUCAGAAUUCUGGUCUUGUGUUGCACUGCUCUCUCCUUGAGCGACGCAUAGACCAUAUGAUGAUCACUAAUCUCUGGGUUGUACACACCUCUUCCUCGAAAAAACUCUGGUUGGUUUGUUAGAAUAACAUCUAGCAGAGUGGAACUAUUCUCUGUGAUCCUCGUAGGUUCUUUGAUCAAACAUUCCAGGCCAUACACUUCCUCAAGAUCACACAAAAUUUUUCCUUCCUUUUCUCCUUGUCUCAGAAUAAAUAUUACUGUAAUCUUUAUGGGUUCCUCAAGCGAAGAAUUCACUCAUUAGUAGGAACUCGAAAACAGAUGUUUCUGUUGGUAUCCGGCGGCCAUAUUGGUGUUCCUGAAAGGGACACCAAAAUGGCGUUUCCACACAAAGCCUUAUAAAUUUAGGUAAACCGUUUUUCCCAAUAUCUCGCAUUUGAAAUACUUCACAGACCUGAUUCUUGGCAAGGGUUUUUGUACAUUUAUCUUUUUUCAUUUCCCAGAUUAUAGUCCUUCUGUAUUGAAUGGUUUGCAUUUUUAUUUUUCAUGCAUUGCGUGACAGUGCAAGCCGAGAAUUUUCCCCCCUCAAUGUUUUUAUUCCCUCCUCUGGUUCCAUUAAUAAAGGGAAGGCAUACGGAAGGCAGGGGAAGGCACCAACGGGGUUAAUUUUCCUGAAGCAUGACUACUUUUAUUGAAUGGUGUUAUUGUGUAAGGGCUAGGGAUUGUUGUUGUGUUCUUUGUGACGUAACUCGAGACUUGCUAUUCACUUGGUAUACAGCUAUUUCGAGAAAGGUUGUCGGAAAAAGUGCACGCGACAAUCCCGAAAGGCAUUGUGGGUGGUUUUAAGUUCACUGUUCUUUAAAGAAAUUUGAAAGAAUUGGUACGAAAGGCCGUGGAAAUGUGUGGAAAUGAGUGCUAAAGAAAAGCAACAAAAGUAGGUUUGACAGCUGCAGAGUCAGGAACAGUGUACUGUUGAUAUCCCAUAUUACCUUUCGGGAUUGUCGCGUGCACAUUUGUUUCCGACAACCUUUCUCAAAAUAGCUGUAAAGAUGAAGACAAAUAUGACAAUCGUCUUAUCCUUCUCAUUAUUCCCAACAGCAAAUUGCUCGUGCGAACGUGAUGGGAAGUCUUAAAAGGGUGAAUAAAUUACCAAAUACAAGGGUUUUCAUUGCAGCUGAAAAAUGGAUAAUUAGAAGUAAACUGAAGUUGGUGGCCUUAUUUCUCUUCAAAACGGGAACCUGCGACGCUAAAAACAUGCACUUGACAGUUUUUCGUACAGUAAGAGCUAUAUUUUGCUUUGUUAAGAUUUGUUUCUAAAAGAGAGGGACAAAUACAAAGUAAGUUUGAUGAAUAGAAGUUCUUUAUGAAAAUGAAGAAAUGAUCGUCGCAGUGAACGCAAUUUAUGCAAUUGCGUGAAGAAGCCUGAAAAAAAAUUCAGGACUUUUUUUCAGGCUUCUUCACGCAAUUGCAUAAAUUGCGUGUACUGCGACGAUCAUUUCUUCAUUUUCCGGUUCAUUUCCGCAGUUCAUAUAUGAUUUAUUUCAUUUAUAUCAUUAACACUCAGAAGUUCUUUAAUAUCACCACGCACUCAGCUUAAAGUUGUUCUUCUUAAAGUGCUAACUGUAUUCGCCGUAGGUUUCUGAUUACUCUGUUUCUGGCAAUAAAACUUUAGGUAGGAAUAUCCUUUCAGAUAGUAGAUAGUCUGUCGGCUGUCUUCCUCUAUUUGUGCGUCAACUUUCACAAAUGUUUUAGCGUAGCAUUUUAAGGUUAAAUUUGACCAGCAUUUUGUGCAGCGAGUUCUACGGUCACGGUUGCCUUCAAACUUGCAGAUGAGGCUUAUUUGCUGAAGUUAGGCAAAAAUCUGUCGUGGAAUUUCGAAGUUAUUUACAUUUUUCGUAAAAAUGCGGUUUUAAAUAUAUGCCGAUAUCUCAAAGUUUUUGAAGAAAUUCAUCAGGCUAGUGAAGUUAAACAGUCGAUUUGAAUGUUCUUAAAACAUAGCCAGUCUUAACGUCUUAUUGAUGCUGACAGUUUCCGGCUCUCAAAGGUUUUUAUACCUACAAGAAAAUAAAUAACAUUUUCUUAAAGUUCCAUGAUUGUUUAUUGAGGAUGCCAAACAUCAUAGAAACUUUCACUCUGAAAAACGCAAAUCAAAAACAUAACCAACACGCAUAUAUAGGUUCGGGCCACAUUAAGCAAAAACAUUAAAAUAUUAAUAUUAAAUAUCUGCUUUACUUAAAAGGAAUCAGAUAAGAUAAGAAACGAUUCAAUUAACUCUUAUCUUCCCCGGCAGGAAGAGAUGCGGCGCCCUUCCAAAGAAUCCUUAACGUCAAGAGUUUCUUUGAGUGAAGAUUGCUAGAAAAAAAAUAUUCCCCGAGCACACUCCUACCAAGAGCCAUAAUAAUAAGCGAUGAUUUGUCCGAAGAGGACUCAAAUUCUGUUCAGCGUUUAAUUGGUCUAAAAAUAACUUUGGUGAAAUUCAAAUAUCCCAAGGGCUAGACUGGGCGUUUCCCUCUCUGUCCCAUUAUGGCUCUUGCUCCUACUUAAAUAGCGAACUAAUAUACAUUAAUUUGGACUCUUUCGGUGCUGAACAUAUAACGUCGACCACAUAACACAUGUAAAGUAUAGAAUUGAAAACUUAUCCUUGAUUCCCUUAUCUUUGUACUUAUCUUCUUCCUUCGCGUUGUUAAGUAUUAAUUGCAUUAGAAUACUACAUAUCUCCACUUAGUAAAGAAAGAGUAAAAGACAGGUUAACCUGCAAAUCCUUCACGGUCUUUCUAAGAAGUUCAAAGUUUGCCUUAAGUGGCUUAUCACUUCACAAAAAAUUGUUUCUGUUAGGGAGAGUUAAUUAAAGGCAUCUGUUCCACAAAACGUUUUCGCGAUGUUUAAACAACUUGAGAAUUAAAACAGUUUGAAUUUCAUUCGAGCGUUAAAUUUCACAGCAUCUGGGCCGGAUUGAGAAUAAGUUAUCGCGCCGUACAUCAGCUUAUUAGGUUGAUGUAAGUUCAAUUCUCAAAUUAGCUUCGUUGUUCCUUAUAACUCUGGACCGGCUCUGAAUCUUUAUUUGGGCAGUUGGUAACAGAAAGGAAAACUACUCAAGCAAACAACUUUGACCGCGUUGAAGAUUUCCUUUGCUGGACAACUUGAGUGUCACGUAUAGAACAUUUACCAAGAAAAAAAAAGGAACAGUAGAACUCUCUUACAGGUACGCUUGUCAUAAGGGAGCAGCAACGACGGCAAUGGGCUACAAAAACGGCAUUUAAAAAGUGAAUUCACGCUGCUUCAAACUUUAUCAAGCCUUUUUUAUCUCUUUUAGUUCGUCAAAUGUUGGCAAAUUUUUCUGGAGUUCAUUUCUAAAGCACUGUAUCGUAGUUCAGGAAAAGAAAGAGGAAGUCGUUGUCUUGUGUUCACGUCCUGCACAAAACGUGAAAUUAGGCAUUUUCACGUCGAAGUAGUGCAGUGACAGCAAAGAAGUGUACAAAAAAAGCGUGAAGCACGCGCAAAGUCUGUCUUGCUUUACUGUCUAAACCGUUUGCUAUUUUGCCGUUCUCGUUGCCGCCGCUGUCGUCGUUGCGAGCCUGAAGUAGACGAUUAUUUUCAAACGUUUUUAAUUAACUUGGAAGGCAGUAUCGUGAAACUCUAAAGAAAGUUGAGUCGGUACAAAGUUUAGUCUUACUUUAAUCGUAGAGUAACAAUUCUGAUCGAUUAGGGUUAAAUCAUGAGGAUGCUUUUUUUUUCAAUUCCACUUUUUGCUUUUCCGUAUUAAAAGAUAGUCAUGAAUAAACUUUUUGUUUCUUUCGAAGGACCUAAUAUCAACCCUACCCCUCACCCAAGACUAUCUAAAUUUAAUUGCUUUAAUUCCAGGCACAUGAUGUUAGCUGUUAUGAAGACUAGCGUUAGAUUAAUUCAUUUUAGAAAGACAAAUUCCCAAAAACGAGACAUCAUGUCUUACUUCGGAGAAUUCUCUGUAGUUACAGAUUCUAGUUUCAAGGAGUAUAAAGGCGGCGUUCUAAGGCAAACUUUGUUUAAUUCUUUAUACAGUCCUGUUUGUCAUUUCAGUGUACAGACAAGCCUGUAUUAAACGAUUACCCUUGUGGAAUGGCUAACUGACCGCUUAAUACAGAUUUUGACAAAUCUAGUAGUGUAUCAAGAAAAUGAAAAUAGUUACGACGCGAAAUACCCUUAGAACACAACAAGGCCUAGUGACCCCUGCAAAGGGUGUACUUUAAUUUCAACUUCUUCUUGCGCCAAAAGAAAGACCUAGAGUAACAGACUACUGUGUUCCAUGCUCAGUACUGAUCUGUUGCACGGCUAGCGUGGCACGUCUUCACAAAGCUAAUCGCUUAAUAGAAGUGAAGACAAAGUAACUUGUUGGGACCGCCUUGAAAAAGGUGACUGCGACCGCUUAAUAGAUGUGACCACUCAAUACAGGUCACUAGUUUUACAGUAAUUAAGGGAACUUCUUGUAUUUAUUUUAAUAAUUGCACAGUUCCUUAGUAAAUUAAAAUUAGCGUAAGAUAUUCUAUACCCAUUUAAAUUAUCUGAAAACAAUCCUUUAAAAUUUAUUGGUAGAUAUUUUUCUUCCGUCGAUGAUGGCUGUUAUCAAAACUCUGAUCCUCAUUUCCGUGAUCAUAUUACCAAUGAUGAUGAUGGCACAGGACCCUAAUCCAGGUAAUUAUUUUUGCCACUGAAAAAUUUAAAUAUUUUAUUUAAAGUAAAACUUGAAAUGAUGGCAAACUACAAUCUUGGACAGAAUAUCAUGGAACAAUCAACCCCAUCUCCCAAAUUGCGAAAAAAGUCAUCUGGUCCUAGUCAAACGAUCGUUUGGAAGACAAGAGGAGAUGAGGUGUCUGUGGAAGAGGCCAGAGGCUAAAUUUUGCUAUUGUUUAUUACAGAUGAAAUGGUUUGAAAAGUUCAAAUACCGUAUAAUUAACAAAAAAAGUAUUAUUGAAUGAGACUUAUAAGUAUGAUGUGAAGAAUUUUGCAGAUCAAGGCGAGAGAUCGAGCCUCUGAGAUCAGCAUAAUUCUGAUCUUCACAUCAUAAGAAAGUCGAAUUCACUGUUUUAUUAUUCAUGCAAAAGAUUCAGUUCCAAGUACUUAACUCUUGCCUAUUUCUCGGCACGGUUUCAGGAUAUGAACCGAUUUUUUUUUUGCUGGUACUAAAUAAUCAAGAAGGAGAUAAUAUCCAUCGAGCAAUAUGUUUUGCGUAUCCUUGCAUUUCUUCCGUUCAGUUUUAGAAAUUCAGCUAUUUCGUUUUCGGAUAGCAGUGAACGCUAUUUUUUUAUUUUUUUUUUAUUUUUUUGGUUCACUAUUGCUCAGCCUCGUUUUCAAUCAAAUGUAACCUCGAAUCGAUAGCAUAUUGCUCGCAUCUUCGAAAUAUGGCAAUCGCCAGUUGGUUAUGAAGAACAUUAUUUAGUUGAGGGAUUGGAGCCAGUCGGAAUCGGCAAAAUAUUUUGAAUUCAAGAUUACGAUGAUCAUUAUGAUCUGAUUAAGCAAGAUUAAGAUUUAGUAUUUGAUCAUCGCGGUCAUGAUUGUAUUUUUGGUUGUGAUUAUCUUGACAAUGAUGUUAAUGUGGAUUUCUUAUUUUCUUGGACAAAAGCAUCUCUUCAUUGCCAUUUGUACAAUAAAAGCUAUUUUGUUUUUUAAGUUUGUUACCUGCCGCUCAGCAAAGAAGAAGACGAGAUAAGGAGGGAGAGGGAAAGGGUUCUAAAAAUAUUCCAUGAAAUCGAGAGGGAGAUUAAACAAGCUUGCUCAGGUGAGUGAAAAAGUCCUUACCCCCACCCCUCCCCCCUCCACCUCCAACUCCCCCGAAGGGGGUACUCCCUUAAAUGGCCUAUACGGGGAGGCUAAGCCCGAAAGCAGGCCUGGCCCGAAAGGGUACGUUUUUUCAGGCUUCAGGUAUAUGAAAAAUUAGGGAAUUCACUCAUUCAGGUAUAUAAGAGGGGAGGGAAAUCCUUCAUUUCGGUCCGUAAAAGGACGCAAAAGCCGGCUGAAAGACUCAUCUUGCAAAGGGCAGUGAAAAGGACAAGAAAACUUUUUGGUUUAGUGAUUUAUUCAUAAAAUUAAUUAUAAAAAGUAAUUUAAACGAAUGCAGUGUUCUUAAUAGAUAAAUGAAAGGGCUACCACUUGUCAGUGGAAGGUAUCACUGUGCAACUUUGGAGCUGUUUUGGUGAAGUUAUUCCUUACUGACCAUUGAUACAUAACAUAAAGAGCUGCUGGGUGGAGUUUUGAAAAGUUUCUUUGCAUUAAACCAGGAUUAAAUUCUAAUCCACGGUUGUAUUUAACUUUCUAAAGAACUUUUGUUAUUAAAGUUCUACAAGUUAAGGCAUCAUUUUUUUGUAAUUUAGUGUCAAUAACAUUUUCCAUUACAAAAAACAAAACUUGGUUGAGACCUAGCGAAACCCUGGAUUUUCUUACCUAUCGUUCUAGAGGCCGGGCCCUGAUCGCUGUUAGGGCUUGCUUGAAGGUUUAAAGGAUAUUAUGGUGUAAUGAUAUAAUGGUGUAAGGGAAAGCCCUGAGAACGAGUUUGUAUGUUCUCAAAUAUAUAGAGAUAUUAUUCAAAACUUCUGUUCGAACGUGAGGUCUUAUUGCUUGUGUUUAGAUCAUCACCGCCGUUCUUGCGAAGAUGUGUCAUCUCCUGGAAUCUACCAGUUAAAUUUUGAUUCAAACAAAUUUAAGGUAAGCUUAAAAGUUAUUACCCUGUGAGCCGAGCUUAAACUCCAUUUUGUUAUCCGAUAUGGUACCGACGGUCGAUUACGGCGCGCAUUUCAAACUCGGCCUACUGGAGAAAGCGUUUGUUGGAAACUUCUGUCUAUUAUUUAUUUAUUUAUUUAUUUAUUUAUUUAUUUAUUUAUCAUCAUUUAUUCCAAUGUGUCUAUUCAUUUUGUUUAUUAUUUUUUGUUUGGUAAUUCGUUGUUCAUUACAACUAGGCUUGCCAUUAUACACAAAUAAAUGCCCAGGAGAGUAUCCUUCAACGUUCCUCGUUGAUUUAGCCAGGGAGAGAGGCUCUUGAACUGGGGAAGAGGGAAUUACGAUUCAGGCGCGCGAGAACAAAGGACUCGCGUGGGAGACAGGAAAGCAAGGGGACCUCAUUGAUCACAAUAUCUUAGUGCGUAAACUCUCACAUUACGAUAUUCCGAACCACAUCUUAUGCUGGAUUGCUGACUUUCUAUUGGAUAGGAGGCAGAGGGUUAAACUGGCCCAGGGUUGCUUCUCCGAGUGGCGUUAAAUCCCAGCCGGUGUUCCUCGGGGGACAAAGUUAGGGCCGUGGCUCUUCUUAAUAGUGAUUAAUGAUAUCGAUUUGAAUGCAGGAGAGGCAGAUAUGUGGAAAUAUGUGGAUGAUACCACAAUCUCUAAGGUGGUAGAUAAAGGCUAAGAGAGUUGUGUUCAGGAAGUGGUAGACGAUCUCGCAACGCAAGCAAGUGAUGACGGAUUUCAGUUAAACAAAGUAAAAGGAAAUGUGAAAUUUGACCCUAUCUGUGUUAACCGUCAGACCCUAGAAAAUGUGAACAGUGUGAAAUCGUUAUAGGACUUAAUAUUACCAGUGAUUUAAUUGAAAUGUUCAUGCGUCAGAACUAGUUAGAAAGGUCUCAAAAUGAUUAUAUUUUCUAAGACAACUUAAGAAAUCGCAGGUUGCCUAAAGAGAGCUACUUCUAUUUUAUAUCACAUGCUUUCGCUCUAUUCUGGAGUACGGCAGCCCAGUUUUCAUCGCGCUCUACCAAGUUAUCUAAGCGAAGACCAAGAAAGACUGCAAAAACGCGCUAUGAAGAUUAUUUAGCCUGAGCUAUCAUAUGCUAAUAUAAGGCUCUAGAGCUGUCCGAAUUUUAACACUGUAUGAAAGAAGAGGGGCAAUUGCGACAAAGUCGUUUGAUGAAAUAUGUGCUAAUCAAUCUCACAGUCUCUACAAACUACUUCCAAGUAAAUACCAGCCAAGCUACUCUGUCUGCUCUCUGACAGAACAAAGAACAUUUAUUCGUCCUAGUGUAAAAUUGAUAGAUACAAGAAUAGUGUUCUUUUAAGUUAUGUUUACAGUAGUUGAGAACUAGAUAUACUUUUGUUACUUAUUGUAUAUAGGAACCUGACGCGUGCUUUUGAAUUCGCGAUUUUGUAACAGUUUUAAAAUCGUAGUUUAUGUUGGAUCAUCUUUCUUCAAUUAGCUGUAGACUACGAGUAGUGCCCCAUUUUGCCUCAGGGAUAGUAGAGCGAGCGAAACGCGAGCGCGCGUGAAAAUUACCCUACGCGAGAGAAGGCGAAACGCGGCGGGGAGAGAGAAAAAUGCGUGGGGUGAUUUUCACGCCCGCUCACGUUUCGCUCGCUCUACUAUCCCUGAGGAAAAAUGGGGGACUACUCGUAGUCUAAAUUAGCAUGUAAACUGCUUUAAUUAGUUGUAAUUUUGUACAGUUGUAAAUUAUUGCAUUUGAAGACCUUAUCGCAAUUCAGCUCUUGGCUGCAAGUUUUAAAGGUGAAUAAAAUAUCUAUCUGUCUGUCUGUCUGUCUGUCUGUCUGUCUAUCUAUCUAUCUAUCUAAAACGUUCUUCCUUCGAAUAUUCUCCGUGUACUCGCGAGCCCGGUUUCCCCCUUUCCCUAGUUCUGACACACAGGCGUCCAUUUGCCUAUCGAUAUUGGAGGCCCGGCGUUAAGCGGAAGAAAAUUCAGUAUCAGUCUUUUCGCAAAAGAGACGUGACUUUAUUGAGCGAUCUAUUUUCUGCGUGCAUAGGUAGCCAAUCUUUGUCAAAAAUUCCCAAAUUAAGAAUUAAUCCAAUGUGCCUGAGCAUUAACGCUCGCAAGAAUUCUCCCUAAAAAAUAAGAAAUUAUAAACUCCAAAAAUAAAAAGAAUUAUUCUUCUGCAGGUGUACUGUGACUUCACUUGGACUCUUAUUGCAAGAUUUUCAAAUAGCGACAAAAAGAACUGGAUGCUAGACACUGGACACUGGUGGUAUGACCAAACUGUUGCAGAAGGAACAACAACUGAUCCGUCAGUCAAUGCUGACAUGAUCUCGCCAGCUUUUUGGUUGGUCAGCGGUAGAGAGUUUAAGAUCACGCGCAGUGAUGACUCCAGUCAUGCGCCAUUGUUGCAGACCAAAGGGAACUGUUUGGGAGGACAAACAUUUCGAUCAAAAAUGACAAGUUACGGCGUCUUUAGAUAUCGCAAGGUUUGGUCCAGUUACAGGUGCCUGGGAAACUGCACCGUGAAAUAUGGCGGUCAGUUCAAUACAACAGACGGGUUUAAAAAGGCUGGAUGCACUGGCAAGCUUCAAAGCAGCAAUAAGAUCGGUUUCUGGUGUGACUGGGAUGGCGAUGGAUCAGUAAUGAUGAUUGGUGGUGGAGGAAAAGUCUGUGAACGUGCUGAUCACGGGAUUGGAAUAACUGAAGCAGACCAGGCUUCUUUUAGUGAAGGGCGAGUAGGGGAAUAUGACUUUGGAAACGACGCUGAAGAUUGGCACGCGUAUCCAUCUGACGCUUAUUCAUUAAACUUGUGGAUCCGUUGAUUGAAGGAGGUCGAAUGAUAUUUGAGGCAUGUUUAACGUUAUGUACAAACUAACUUGUUCAAGGCAAUAGAGAACACAACCGUAUAUAAACCUUCUGGAAUGGCCAUAUUAGAAAUUUAAAAACUUGUAACCCGCCUAAAAAUCAGCGCACAUAAAAUCCAUGGUCACUGUAC